Molecule: messenger RNA, 510 nt
Organism: Hyaloperonospora brassicae
Lineage: Eukaryota; Oomycota; Peronosporomycetes; Peronosporales; Peronosporaceae
Source: the annotation of a GenBank genome assembly
AUGACCAAAGGCUUCCAUCUCCUCGCACUUGCACUCAUUCUGCUUGCGUUCCGUGACGCUCGGUCAGUUCCACUGGCGGGAAUGUUGGCCGAUAUGACGACGCCGAAUCCGAAUCUACCUACUCAGCUAGAAACGGACCAUUCACGGAUGCUGCGUGAGACCGGCGACCCCGUUGAAGAAGCUGCUGAACAGAGGGGACCAUCUGGCGUGAAGAAUGAGCAAGCGCUUGCCCACUUAGGCGAGACACUCCUCUCCGAGCAGAAAAUAAGGGACCCGUCUACGGUGACGACAGAGGAAGUGUCAGACUAUCUCCACAAGGUGCUCUCCCUCAAGCAGAAAACAAGGGACCCGUCUACGGUGACGACAGAGGAAGUGUCAGCCUAUCUACAUAAGGUGCUCUUCCCCAAGCAGGCCAAUGGCAUAGUGGUAGAUGGAAAAGGUGCGCCACACGCAAAUGCUAUGGACCCGGCCUCCCGAAAGUGGGAGAGCCAGCCAGUACCCAAGCCAUAG